AUGUCUUAUGAAUUGAAAUCAUCUCUUGAAACAUUACCUAUUGAACUUAUUUAUCGUAUAUUUGAUAAUCUCGAUCUAGAAACAAUUCUUUCAUUUCGUUACGUAUGUCAACGAUUUUAUUCUAUUACAAAUACUUACAAUCGAUAUAAACUUGACUUAAAAUUAAUUUCAAAAUAUCAUUUUGAUUUAAUUUGUCGUAUAAUUCAUCCUGAAAAUAUUAUUUCACUUAUACUUUCAGAUGAUGAUAUGACACCUGGUCAAAUUUCAUCAUUUAUUUCACAUUUCUCUAUUGAUCAAUUUAAUCGAUUACGUACAUUAACAUUUUGUAAAAUAACAGAACAAGAUUUAAAUAAAUUUCUCAAACAUAUUACUAUUUCUUCACUUAAUUCAUUAAUUAUUGAACAACGUGAUUGUUAUACUUCUUCAAAUAGUCAAUUAACAAUGUCUAUUCUUUCUCAUAUAAUAACACAAUCUAAUCUUUGUAAACUUGAAUUAGACAUGAGAUCUUAUUGUACAGAUGAAAUAUUAUGGCCUAGUCAAUAUUCUAUAAAAUAUUUGACAAUUUCGAAUUGUAAUUCUAAUCAAAUUCUUAUUAUUCUUCGUCAUUCAUCUCAUUUAAAAUCAUUUAUUGUAAAGAAUUGUAUUAUACAUAAUCUAACUAAAACUAUUUCAAUAUCAUCUGAUUUAAAACUAUUAAAACAAUUAACAUCAAUGAUAUUUGAAGAUAGUGAAUUAUCAAUGGAUACACUUGGAUGGUUUCUUUCAUCAAUGCCUUCACUUAUUUAUCUUAAAUUAGAAGGACGACCAUUUAUGUAUGAUUCAAUAUUUGGUCAAAUUCGAUUAGAAAAUUUUAUUCAAACAAAAUUAUAUCAUUUAGAAAAAUUUGAAUUCUUUUUUCGUUUUGUUUAUUCAGAAGUUAUACAAAAUCGUAGUACUUCUAUUGAAACACGUCUUGAACAAUUUCGAACUCCAUUUUGGCUUGAAAAUAAACAUUGUUUUGUUAAUUGUGAUUAUAUUAAAAGUUCUGGUGAGAUUUUAUUAUAUUCAAUACCUAUAUGUAAUCAUCGUUUCGAAUAUUAUGAUGAUUCAAAUAAAAUUUCAAGUUCAACAUCUUCUACAAUCUAUAACGAUUCAAUAGUAAUGGAUAAUGUGCGUGAACUUGAUUUACAUUUAAAAAAUAUCACCAAUACAUCAAUGAUAAAAAAGAAUGUACAACCGAUGUUUCGUAAAUUAACCAAGCUCAAACUUAUUAUUAGUGAUGAUUGGUCACUGGAUUCAUUUCAAUUUGUUUCUAUUUUAAUCGAUCUUUCACAUCUAGUUAAAAUAAUAUUAAUUAUUUCUUCUCGUGGUGAUUUUCUUCAAGAAAUGAUUGUGAAUUUCUUUGAUUUAAUGAAACAAGCAUGUAAUGUUUGUUCACUUGAAAUAUUUAAUCGAUGGCAUGGUAUUAGUAAUUUUAUGAAUAUAGAAAAUUUUUGUUCAAUAAUGCCUCAACAUAUCAAACAUCUUGAUAUUGAUAUUGUGAAUAUUAAUGAUAUGAAAGUUAUUCUUGAACGACUCGAACAAUUAUCAAGUGUUAAAUUUAAAUUUUCAUUUGAAAAAUGGAUUUUUGCUAAAGAAAUUCUUGAAUGGAUUUCUCAAAAAAGAAAUAAUUCAACACAUUUGAAAGAGAUGCAUUAUUUAUCUUUGUGGCUUGGAAAAAAGAAAAAUAUUCUAUCAUCAAGAACGACUAGUCAUAAACGUAUCAAGCUAACUCAUUAG
Messenger RNA from Rotaria sp. Silwood1, 1758 nucleotides. The record is from the annotation of a GenBank genome assembly. Lineage: Eukaryota; Metazoa; Rotifera; Eurotatoria; Philodinida; Philodinidae.